Messenger RNA from Fusarium poae, 1758 nucleotides. RefSeq lists its product as uncharacterized. The record is from RefSeq and is a predicted model, not a curated record. The coding region runs from base 1 to 1758 and encodes 585 amino acids. NCBI's taxonomy places the organism in Eukaryota, Fungi, Ascomycota, Sordariomycetes, Hypocreales, Nectriaceae. The transcript is spliced from 4 exons.
AUGGCUAAGACUUUACGGCAUAAUCAUCUCCGCACCCAAUGUGGUAUCUGCUCUCAGGGUUUAUUGCCUGGUGAUUUAUUUACUCCUUUGUUAGGUACUGAUCCCAAGACUGGAUCAGGAAGCUACCUGGGCCGAGGAGUAUACCCGACAUAUCCUCACACCAGUGUUAAUCUUGACGAUAGAAGUUGUUGCUGGGCAUCCAACUGCUAUCAAUGUGCCAAAGUUCCCGAGGCAGUAGGACUACAUUCAAUAUGUCUCAGUGUUUUCAAGGAACACUAUAAAGCCGAAGAUUCUAUCGAUAGGCUAUGGGCCACAGUAGGUCAAAAUAACCUGUGGAAUGGCGCUCCGUGUCUUCACCUCGACCGAGAAUCAGAGGUUGAGAUGGAUCUUGUUCGUCAGAAAGCCGCGUCUUAUGGUGUUAACCUGCUGGGUCGCCUUCCCGCAGAACUCAUCCACAUGAUAUACAAGUACAGCGAGGAUGCGGUGUUUUGGCGUUGCAUUUUGGCUUUGAGUCUGGCCAAGCAGUUGUCUCUGUCGCAACAAUGCAUGACAUUGCAGAGCCAUUCGAUACCUCUUUGCAAUGUUUUGGCAUGGGAAAGGGGAGAAUCGGUCGUUGUGCGCUCUGAUGAAUGUUCGCCUUACAUACGACUCACCCUUGACUGCAGAGGUAUCCGCAAGAUCGAACGGUUCCAAGAAAGGCCUUCAUACGAACCAGCUUUUUCAAACAAAGAAGCAUUUGUUUUUGCAUGUGAGAGUGAGGUCAAGGAUGUUGUUGUGAUACUCAAGUUCAACGUCUUGCGGCUCCAGCUCCCGAGCCAUAUACGAGGUUUCCAGGUCUGGGAUACUCCCAGCCCCCCUCUUCUUGAAGACUGCGAAUUUCAUGGCCGCGUGUCACAGUCAAUGCAGCUCAGGACUAUUGACCUACAUGCUGUGACUGGCCUCACGUUUUUCUUCUCGCACAGCAAGCUUUAUGCAGUUCAUGCACACACCCGUAAGAACCCGCAUGCAACCAGGACCUUUGAGCGUCUUUCCGAGACGCGACGAGCGAAUGCUGUGUCGGUAUACUUGCCAGUCCCCAAAGAUGAAGAGAUUAUAGCUAUUGUUAUCAGGCUAAGAAGCUCUCUCGAAGGAGGACAAUCCACAGCGCAGAAACCAUUCUUCCUGUUCCGAACCAAACUAGCUGGCGAUAUCGCUAUCGGCCCGUACCGUUCGGGGGCGCACAAAGAUGUUGUCAUCGGCCAGUCCAGCCCCAGAUUGUUCGUUUAUAAUUCUUCAGACGUCGGGCCAGCAACCGUAUUUGGAACACACCCUCGAAAACAACACGGCAACAGUAUCUCUCCAUCAUUUCCUCACCCACGGUUCAGUAAUCCACCCAUCAAUUAUCAUGCCAACAUUUCCUCAGCGCCCUUGGAGAACGUGGUUAUUGUGUGGGUUCGGGAGAAUGAGAACCAAUAUUGUCAUGGGAUACUACUGGAAUAUUCGAAUGGGGCUCAACGAGCACUGGGGGACUAUCGAGUUGGGAAUGAUCUCCCAGGUACAGAUAGUGUGAAGAAGUAUAUGAAGCCAUCGCGGAUCUGUUAUCGGGGGCCUCAAGAUGAGGUUGCAGGAGCAGGACGACUUUCACACAAUUUCGUUGUUAACGCGAGUGAUGACCAUGAUCAUUACCAUGAUGCAGCAGGCUGGACAUGCAACUCAUUGAGAGGUGUGCUUGAAUUCUGGUUUUCGAGGGAGCGGUCUGUCAUUCGGAUAGCCGAGUAG